ACCCACAAAGCGUGCCUUCACAUUUCUCUCCCUUUCAUUCUAGAGAGUGCGGUGCUGGCAAGCACCACAGCCACCCACUUCCGCUUUACCUUCACAUUUCUCACCCUUUCUACUGCCUCUCUCUUUUUCUCUCUCUCAUACCGUCUAAUUGUCCCUUUUGUAGGUCUUGUUGGGAAAUUAUUUCCCCACAAGGCGUGUAUUUUCUUUCACAUUCUCGGCCGUUCUUCUUAUUUGUUCACCGAUCAGUAAAUUAAAUUCCAGAGUCUUGCUGUACUUUAGUAGUACUUAAGUAGUCAGAAGCUGCUCCAAAAUCACCCACCUAAACUAGUCCAGACCCUCGGUCCCACGGGUCAUCCAUUGCAUCGCCGCUCCCCACCCCCCCUCUCCUCGAAAUAAAUUGAACAGUUUAACUUCUUCUUGGAUCCGCACCUCCAGAGCUAGAAUUUUCUGACCCAUGAAAGAUUACUCUUCUGUCCAUCAAUUAAGAGAGAGAGAGAGAGAGAGAGAGAGAGAGAGAGAGAGAGAGUUGGCAGAUAUGAGAGAGAGUAUGCAGAGAUAUAUGUGGCACGAAGCAGGGAUCUACAGGCAUUUUAGGGAGACCAUCUGUCUUCCUCUUUUAACGGCCAAGAGGUCCUCUCAACGAUCCUCUCUCCUCCUCUUCUUCCUCCUCCUCUUCUUUCUGGGCGCGUUCGUUGCCACGCGCUUACUCGACUCCACCCUCACUUCUAUUGCUGGGAAUCCCACACCGAAUACAAUCCUAACCACCACAACCACCCAUGUGUACCCAUCCGAAAUCCCCAAAAAGCCCCUGCCAAAAAUCCAAAUACCACUCAACUGCACAUCCGGUAACCUCACCCGAACUUGCCCGGCGAACUAUUACCCAAAGGACUUCUUCCACUCCCAAGAUGACCGGGACCGUCCCCCACCUGCCACGUGUCCGGAUUACUUCCGUUGGAUCCACGAGGAUCUACGGCCGUGGAAGAAGAUGGGGAUCACGAGGGACAUGGUGCAGAGGGCCCGAAAGACGGCCAACUUCAGGCUGGUGAUAGUCGACGGAAGGGCUUACGUGGAGAGAUAUGUGAGGGCCUUCCAAACCAGGGAUGUUUUUACGGUGUGGGGAAUCUUACAGUUGUUACGGAGGUACCCUGGGAAAUUACCUGAUUUGGACUUGAUGUUUGAUUGCGUGGAUUGGCCGGUCGUCAAAGCGGUGGAUUACAGUGGGCCCAAUGCGAUGGCCCCACCUCCGUUGUUCCGGUAUUGCGGAGAUGAUGCCACGUUGGACAUUGUUUUUCCCGAUUGGUCGUUUUGGGGAUGGGCAGAGAUAAAUAUAAAGCCAUGGGAGGGAUUGUUAGAGGAACUAAAAGAAGGGAACAAGAGGAAGAGAUGGAUGGAUAGGGAGGCUUAUGCAUACUGGAAGGGCAACCCGGUGGUUGCUGCAACUAGAGUGGAUCUCCUCAAAUGUAAUGUCUCUGACAAACAGGACUGGGGUGCUCGCUUGUACAAUCAGGAUUGGAUUAAAGAAACACGGGAAGGGUACAAGCAAUCAGACUUGGCCAGCCAGUGUAUGCACAGGUAUAAGAUAUACAUUGAAGGAUCCGCAUGGUCAGUGAGUGAAAAAUACAUUCUUGCAUGUAAUUCUCUUACCUUACUGGUGAAGCCACAUUACUAUGAUUUCUUCACAAGAAGUUUGAUGCCUGUGCACCACUAUUGGCCCAUAAGAGAGGACGACAAGUGCAGAUCUAUUAAGUUCGCAGUUGAAUGGGGCAACAGCCACAAGCAAAAGGCACAAGAAAUUGGGAAGGCAGCAAGUGACUUCAUUCAAGAGGAUUUGAAGAUGGAUUAUGUGUAUGACUACAUGUUUCAUCUCUUGAGUGAAUAUGCCAAACUCAUGAGAUACCAGCCCACCAUCCCUAAAAGAGCAAUUGAAAUCUGUUCGGAGAAAUUGGCGUGUCCCGCGAUAAGAUCACAGAAGAAGUUUAUGAUGGAAUCGAUGGUGAAGGGUCCAACAGACGUGAGACCAUGCAACAUGCCUCCUCCAUAUGAUGCUCUUGCUCUUCAUACGCUUCUCAAAAGGAAAGCAAAUUCAAUUAGCCAAGUAGAGUUGUGGGAGAAGAGAUACUGGGAGAAUCAAACUAAACAUAAUUAGUCAUGUUCCUUGGUAUAUUCAUCAUUCAGUAUGAAUUCACUCAUGUGUACUUUAUGCCUCAAUUUCUACAUAUGCAUAAUUAUAUCAAAAGGAGAUUUUACA
Molecule: messenger RNA, 2248 nt
Organism: Rhododendron vialii
Lineage: Eukaryota; Viridiplantae; Streptophyta; Magnoliopsida; Ericales; Ericaceae
Exons: 6
Coding region: 455-2146 (563 amino acids)
Source: RefSeq, a predicted model, not a curated record